This is a messenger RNA of Babjeviella inositovora NRRL Y-12698, 902 nucleotides long. It is a transcript of the gene COF1, whose product is annotated as cofilin. Gene Ontology annotation, cellular component: actin cortical patch; cytoplasm; actin cytoskeleton. Gene Ontology annotation, molecular function: actin filament binding. Lineage: Eukaryota; Fungi; Ascomycota; Pichiomycetes; Serinales. Gene Ontology annotation, biological process: actin filament severing; cell motility; actin filament depolymerization. The record is from RefSeq and is a predicted model, not a curated record. Bases 21 to 452 code for a protein of 143 amino acids. The transcript is spliced from 2 exons.
AAAAAAAUAAUAUAUAUACAAUGUCUAGAUCUGGUGUUUCCGUUGCCGACGAAUCCUUGUCCACCUUCAACGAAUUGAAGUUGGGUAAGAAGCUCAAGUACGUCAUCUUUUCUCUUAACGACAAAAAGACCGAAAUCGUUGUUGAGAAGACUUCCGACGAACAGGACUACGAAAAAUUCUUGGAAGACUUGCCAGAAAACGACUGCAGAUACGCCGUGUACGAUUUCGAAUACGAAAUUGGUGGUGGUGAAGGGAAGAGAUCCAAGAUUGUCUUCUUCACUUGGUCCCCAGACACUGCCCCAGUCAGAGCGAAGAUGGUCUACGCCUCUUCCAAGGAUGCCUUGAGAAGAGCCUUGAACGGUGUCUCUACCGACAUCCAGGGUACGGACUUUUCUGAGGUUGCCUUUGAAUCCGUCUUGGAGACUGUUUCCAAGGGCGCUGGCUCCCACUAAAUGGCAUUGCAUCCACCGUGCCUCUCGGUAUAUAUUACUCUUUUCUCUAACCUCCACAUCUUCCUAACCCUUUCCCUAUAUAUGCAUGUAUUAUACAAGUAUGUUGCUAUCCUUAUAGGGUGUAGGCAUGUAUUCGAAUCAGAGAUGAGGUUGCCUUGAGGGACAUUUGAUUAAGGUGCUCCUUGGCAAAAUGGUUCUUGGCAGAGUGGCUCUUGGCUUUAUGCUCGGAGUUCUCGCACGCAAGUCAUCAUACUGGGUACUUUCUAAAGCAGGCUAAAUGUUUGGGCGAAAACAUUGGCUACUAGUGUCAAUCGUCAAUAUUGUUAUGCCUAAACAGCUCGAUAUAUGAUGGACAAUACUUUGGUCGCAUGAUCCUCCUUGUACAUCGUUAUUGGAGCGGCAGCAAAAAAGCUCCGACAAUAGCUAAUAUAUUUUUUUAAUAAUAAGCCG